This is a messenger RNA of Ruditapes philippinarum (Manila clam), 1682 nucleotides long. Its product is annotated as galaxin-like. Lineage: Eukaryota; Metazoa; Mollusca; Bivalvia; Venerida; Veneridae. The record is from RefSeq and is a predicted model, not a curated record. The transcript is spliced from 3 exons. Bases 1 to 1350 code for a protein of 449 amino acids.
AUGCCCACAUUGGAAAAGUUGGAUGGCGUUUUUAUGCCAGGGUAUUACCAUCUGAUGACAGGUGCUUGCGUCGGAGACAAAAUGAAAGAAAUAGGAGUAAUUGUCGUUUGUUUCGUAAUCACAAUCAUUACUCCUGUGAAUGGAGGAACAAGCGUGUGCGGAACGAGAAGAUACGAAACUGAUUUGAGCAGAUGUUGUAACGGAACAGUUGCAAGUAAAUCAGACGGUAAUAGUUGCUGCGGAACAAAAGCAUAUGACUCCAGAUUAAGUCUGUGCUGCAAUGGAAAAACGGCAAAUAAAGCAGACGGAACAAGAUGCUGCGAUACUAAAGCAUAUAAUCCCAAUUUGAGCUUAUGUUGCAACGGAAAUAGAGUCAAUAAAAGAGACGGAACAAGAUGUUGUGGUACGAAAGCCUAUCAUCCCACUAUAAGUUUGUGUUGCAAUGAUAACGUUGUAAGCAAACGUGACGGUACGACAUGCUGUGGGACGAAAGCUUAUGACCGAGGUACGAAAUUAUGUUGCAAUGGAAAAGUAGCGAGUAAAGCUGAUGGAACAACUUGCUGUGGUACAAAAGCAUACAAUCCAACAUUGAGCCUUUGUUGCAAUGGGAACACAGCUAGCAAAAGAGAUGGUACAAAAUGCUGUGGUACCAAAGCAUACGACCCAAAUUUGAGCAGGUGUUGUGAUGGAGAAAGGGCGAGAAAAUCAGACGGGACUAGUUGUUGUGGUACGAAAGCAUAUUACCCAAAUCUUAGUCUGUGUUGCAAUGGAAAGGCAGUAAGCAAACGUGAGGGGACGAAAUGCUGUGGCACAAAGGCAUACAAUCCAAAUUUGAGUAUGUGUUGUAAUGAAAAAAAAGUAAGCAAGGCAGAUGGGUCUCGUUGUUGUGGAACAAAAGCAUAUUUUUCUGAUUUGAGUCUCUGUUGCAAUGGAAACACACCAAGUAAAAGAGACGGUACGAAAUGCUGUGACACGAAGGCAUACCACCCUAAUUUGAGUAUGUGUUGUAAUGGGAAAAAAGUAAGCAAGUCAGAUGGGUCAAGCUGUUGUGGCACGAAAGCAUAUUUUUCUUAUUUGAGUCUCUGUUGCAAUGGAAACACACCAAGUAAAAGAGACGGUACGAAAUGUUGUGGAACGCAGGCAUAUUUUCAAAAUUUAAGCCUAUGUUGCAAUGGAAAGGUUGUAAGCAAAAGUAAAGGAACCCGAUGCUGCGGCACGAAAGCAUACGACCAGAACUUGAGCCUGUGUUGUAAUGAAUCCGUGGCUCGGAAAGCUGAUGGUACGAGAUGUUGUGGUACGAAAGCCUACGAUCCUAGGAUAAAGAUGUGCUGUAACGGUCAAAUCUGUUGAAAACUAGAACAUUUCUUUCCAUUUUUGCCGAGGAAUAAGAAAAAAAAGCAUUAUUUUAUUUUCAUUAAAUCUAUUUCUACUUUCAACUUUUUCACUUUUGAUUAUUUCGGAAACAUGUUGUUAUUUCUAUACAAUUACGUGCAUAUAUAAUUAAAAUUAAAAUAUUAUUCAACAGGUAAAACCAAAUGUAAAAUAAAAUGAAGUUCAUCUCAUAUUGGUGUUCUAUUUUACAUGUUUAAAAAAACCUUACAAAUCCAGUAUAAUAAUACAAUACAAUGCAAUGCAGUGCAAUACAACACAAUACAAGUCAUGCGUGACAGAUUCAGUCUCCG